Molecule: messenger RNA, 1689 nt
Organism: Rhagoletis zephyria (snowberry fruit fly)
Lineage: Eukaryota; Metazoa; Arthropoda; Insecta; Diptera; Tephritidae
Source: RefSeq, a predicted model, not a curated record
AUGGCCGAGCUGGCUCCGCUUGCUUUCAUUGUCGAUGAGUUCGUCGUUCCAGUGGAAGGUUACCUGCCCUACCUGCUCAUUGCGCUAGGAACCUUUGCCUACUACAGUCAGCUGACAUUGGUGAAGGCAAUACAGAAAGAAGAAGCCGGCGUUGUGUCGAUUAUAAAAGACAGUUCAGAAGUUGAAUACUGUUAUCCACCUUUAGAUCCAAGUUUGUUUCAAAAUGAAACUGCUCAAAAUAAAAGCAUUUCAAAUGAAAGUAGUACAACCAAGUCUAAUUUAGAGUUUGUUCAACUGCCGUCAAUCUGGCAAACAUUGCCAUCACUAGCCAUUCCAGAUGGGGCACACAACUUUGAUUCUGAUACUGUGUUCUUUCAUUUACCUCAUCCGUCUGAUUGUACAACUGCAAUUUACUGCGUUUCAUGUUAUCGUCAAAUUGCAACAAAGGAUUUGCUUGUUCGCACCACUGACAUGACGCGAAGUUCAGUUCAAAAAAGCGUUGUUGCAAUUCUUCGUGUUCCAUUUUACGGAUUAGUGGAGUUCAAAUUACGAAUUAUAACGCGAGCUUACUUCAACGAGCUUGAUUUUAGCAAACGAGAAGUUUUGCGUGAAUCAUUCCACAACAUCAACAGCCAAUUAACCCUGUCAAUGCUGGAUUCUCCAGAGCUGUUUUCAGGCUUGUCUGUGCGCAAUCUGUUUAAUCGGUUUGGAAGUCAAGUCAUUGUCCUUUUUAAACUGUUGCUACUUGAGAAGAAAACUAUAUUUAUCAUGUCUCCAAUUCGUGAGUUGUCAGCUUCCAUUUUGACUCUGUGCUCGCUCAUUCCAGGCCUAGUGCAAGAAGGACUUGUGCAUUCAGUUAUUCCGUUCAACGUGAAAGCACAAACAAAAGAAACUGGUACUAUUUUUCCAACUAUGAACGUUGUCAAGGCACAACAAGCAAAUGAUGAAAUUGAUGAGCUAGAGAACCCUCAAAAUAAUGGCAGCCAUCCGCAACCGAAUGAAAAGAUUGAUAAAGAAUUGGGCAGCAGAAGCAAUUUAUCAACGCAAAAUACACUAAUGAAAAGUGAAUCACAGUCAAGUUUAGGUUCAACUGACUCAGUUAAACUAGCAGUUCCUGAAGAAAGUGCUGAAGAAACGCAAAAACGACUGGAUGCCAUUUUCAGUCACCCUCACGUCUACUACGGCUUUCCGCUACAAAUAUUUUCCUGCAGUUCAUAUUUGUUGCCAUACUUUUCCAUGCCGUACUUUGAUGUACUGGUCAAUGAACGAGUGCGCAGUUGUAUAGCUGGCUCGUCAAACCAGAUAUUUAAACGAUGGGAGAACGACAUUGAUGUGUUUGUUGUGGACAAUCAAAUUGAGAUUGAUGAUGUUCAAUUAAAGAAAAUAUUGCGACCCACUUCUGAAGAUAUAAACUUCAUGUCAUGCAUUAUUAAAUCAAUUGAGGAAAACAGCGAUUCACUUAAACCAGUGGACAUAUUUGAUGAGAGUCAACAUGUUUUCUACGAAGGAAAAAACUCACGUGAUUAUAAAGCUUUUAACUCGCUAUUUAUGGAUGUCUGGAAAACGACACACAACUACAAAGUUUGGUCUAGUGGACAAUACACUGCAGCCUGUCACCGAGACAUUGAUCCAGCGCAUCCUUUUUCCAGUGACCGCCUGAGCAAUAUUCGUUUUAAAAUUGCCAAGUAA